This is a messenger RNA of Balearica regulorum gibbericeps (East African grey crowned-crane), 1657 nucleotides long. The record is from RefSeq and is a predicted model, not a curated record. Lineage: Eukaryota; Metazoa; Chordata; Aves; Gruiformes; Gruidae.
GCUGGACCCGGUGACGUUGGCUAACGAGCUGUUGGCCUUCGUCACCAGCAAAGACUUCGACACCCAACUCUCCGCCGACCGCCUCGACGCCUUCGAACACGAGGUCCUCGUCAAACGGAGCAGCAGGGUCCCCCGGAGGAGGGACAACCGCUACGGUGCUGGAAGCCUUGACGAGGAAGAGGAGGAUGAGCUGCUGGACGCUUACACCACUCCAUCCAAGGGUUCCCAAAAACGGAGCAAUUCCACCCCGGAAAACCCCCGGCCCAAGCGGACCCUCUCCUCCCGCAGCCCCUACACGCUUUUUUCUCCCAACAGCUUCUCCCCAGGCGUCACCCCCUCCCAAAAAUAUACCUCGCGGAGCAGCCGGGGUGAAGUUGUGGCCUCGUUCGGCUCCGUCCACGGUCCCUCCUGGAACGGUGGCGGUGGUCGCGGUUGUACCCCGACGGUUUUUGUUUCCCCCCCGGAAGAAAAUUUAACGAAAAACUACAAAUUUAUGUUCCAAAAAGCGUUUGAUAUUCGGGAAGCGCUGUCUUGGAGGAUCGAGGAGCUCGGUGACGUGCUGAAGAGUCACCAUCACCUGGACGACUUCGCCUCGGUGUUACUCCCGGCGCAGGAACCGGUGACGGUGCUGGGUCAGAUCGGCUGCGGCAGCAACCGGGAAGCACAAGCCCAGUCGGUGGUGCUGGAGGGCGACCGAGAACACUCCUCUGGCGGACAAAUCCCCCUCGACCUCUCGGAGCUGAAGGAAUAUUCCCUCUUUCCCGGCCAGAUCGUGGCGCUGGAGGGGACCAACACCACCGGGAGGAGGAUGGUAGUCUCGAAAGUCUACGAGGGGGUACCACUUCCCUUCCAUGCGCCGCUGGAGCCGGCUCCAGAGCAGCGGAUGGUGCUGCUGGCCUGCGGGCCCUACACCACCUCCGACAGCAUCGCCUACGACCCGCUCGCUGACCUCAUCGACGUGAUCGGCCGCGACCGCCCCGAUGUCUGCGUCCUGUUUGGGCCGUUCGUGGAUGCCAAGCACGAACAAGUGGAGAAUUGUCAGCUCCUGGGGUCCUUCGCCGAGGUCUUCAAGCUCUGCCUGAAGACAAUAAUCGAAGGGACGAGAAGCGCCGGCUCGCAGCUCGUCUUCGUCCCCUCGUCGCGGGAUGUGCACCACGACUGCGUCUACCCCCAGCCGCCGUUCUCGUACCCCGAGCUGCCAAGGGACGACAAACCGCGCGUCCGCUUCGUCUCGGACCCCUGCACCCUCGACAUCGACGGCGUCGUUUUCGGCCUGACCUCCACCGACCUCCUCUUCCACAUGGGUGCCGAGGAGAUCAGCAGCUUAUCCGGGAUCUCGGACAGGUUCACGCGAAUCCUUAAGCACGUCCUGAUGCAGAGGAGUUACUACCCGCUGUACCCCCCCUCAGAGGAGCUGAAUGUUGACUACGAGAGCUUCUACAGCUACGGCUCGUUACCCGUCACACCGGACAUCCUCGUAACCCCCUCGGAGCUGCGGUACUUCGUUAAGGAUGUGCUGGGCUGCGUUUGUAUCAAUCCCGGCCGGCUGACGAAGGGCCAGGUCGGGGGUACCUAUGGCCGCCUGUACAUACAGCGGGAAGGCACCGAGGGCGAGCGGAAGAGUCCGUGUGUAGCCGCUCAAGUCGUUAAAAUCUGA